Messenger RNA from Fulvia fulva, 2040 nucleotides. RefSeq names its product Putative lipase ATG15. The transcript has 3 exons. Gene Ontology annotation, molecular function: glycerophospholipase activity. The record is from RefSeq and is a predicted model, not a curated record. Lineage: Eukaryota; Fungi; Ascomycota; Dothideomycetes; Mycosphaerellales; Mycosphaerellaceae. Gene Ontology annotation, biological process: multivesicular body membrane disassembly; neutral lipid catabolic process; piecemeal microautophagy of the nucleus. Bases 1 to 2040 code for a protein of 679 amino acids.
AUGAGAUGCACAACAUACUCUCCUUCAGCUCUAUCCAGAGCAGGAUUUCUGGCAAUGAUCUGGAACGGUCGCCUUGUCUUGGCCUGCGUCUUGCUGAUCGCAGGCUGCAGCGGGCAGGUCGAUGCGGCGAGGACGCGAGAGCAGAGGAAGGCGUUUGGAAGUCCGAACAUCGUGUUGCCACCAGGACCUGCGCAUGAAGUCGCCAGUGCGAAACCUGCGAGAGCACUAGGCGAGAAGACUUUCACGCUUCGGCAUGUCUACCACCACGGCACUCACAACUAUCCUAACCUGCAUCGAUACAUCGACAUACAGCCCGAAUCGAAGCUCCAGGUAUCGUACGACGAUGGGACGACCUACGAGGAAGCUGAAGUGGCGUUUAAGGCCAAGGCACAAUCACGAAUCGUCCAGCGUAUGGCACAUCGCAGUCAUUCGGAUAUCGAUGCCGUCCAGGUCCACUACUUCACUUAUGGUCAACCAGCCGAUGUCGAGUGGACCGAAGAUGAGAUUGCGGGACCAAAUAUCAGCGACAAGAUCACAGUCUUGACAUUUGCGAAGAUGGCUGCGAACGCCUACAUCUUCUCGCGCAAGGAUGGAGAGUGGCAGCCUGUAAAAGGUGGCUUCAACUAUACUGAUGACUUUGGAUGGGAACAAGAUGGUCUUCGUGGGCAUAUUUUCGCGGACGAGGCAAACUCAACGGUGGUGAUAGGUUUAAAGGGUACAUCACCCGCUAUUUUCGAUGGCGCCGACACCACCGGUAACGACAAGCUCAACGACAACCUCUUCGGCUCCUGCUGCUGCGCGCAAGGUGGACCGUUCACCUGGAAGAAAGUCUGUGACUGUGCCGGCAGCUCUGCGUAUACCUGCAACAACACCUGCCUAGUGAAAUCGUUGCGCGAAAAGGGUCACUACUACUGGGCAGUCAAGGAUCUGUAUCGUAAUGUGACAGAACGCUACCCCGACUCCGAGGUUUGGCUAUCGGGUCACUCCCUUGGCGGUGUAGUGAGCUCCCUACUUGGCCUGACUUAUGGCCUCCCGACCCUCACCUUCGAAGCCUUCCCAGACGCGAUGGCCGCAUCUCGGCUCGGACUACCAACACCUCCCGGCUACAAGAUUGGUUCACAUCAGGCACGGCCAAUGACAGGCAUCCAUCAUUUCGGCCACACUGCUGAUCCAAUCUACAUGGGAUCCUGCAAUGGUGGCACUUCUUUCUGCUCCAUCGGCGGCUACGCAUUUGAAGGCGUUUGCCACACUGGAGAGACUUGUACUUACGACACAGUCCGAGACUUGGGGUGGAGGGUGGGGAUUGGGACCCACAAGAUCGUGAGCGUUAUAAAGGAUGUUAUCAAAGUGUACGAUCAGCCGCCCAGCUGCGAGCAAGAUGUGGAAUGUGUUGAUUGUUACAACUGGAAAUACUUCGAGAACAACGGGACAGAGACAACCACGAGCAAAGCCAGCACUGCCACGUCUACCACGACACGGACACGGACAGAGACCUGCAAGACGCCCGGAUGGUGGGGCUGCCUCGAUGAAUCGACAACUUCAGCUCCUACAACGUCGACGAGCACUUCCUCGUCUACAUCUUCUACAAGAACUUGUGAGACACCUGGAUGGUUUGGCUGCAAGGAUGAAACAACGACCACAUCUUCAUCGAGCAGUAUCAGCUCCCCAAGCGCCACUCCUGCUCCUACUAUCACCACAACUUCAUCACUGCCUACCUCCACGUCGACAAGUACCUGCAAGACGCCUGGUUGGUUCGGCUGCUACGAUGAGUCGACAACGACAUCCGCAACGCCAAAGCCAUCCUCGACGGCUCGUACAGUGACGAAGACGAAGACGACCACCAGCGAUGACGACGAUUGUACAUCUAGGGAAUGGUUUGGCCUAAUCUGUGUCGAUCCUUCGCCUACGACAGCCUCUGGGUCGAGCCCUUCUUCCACGAAUUUGCCUACUACAAGGCGGAAAAUGUGUACAAAGAGGCACUGGUAUGGCACUUGCAAGCAGUGGCGCUUUGACGACUUUGAUCCUAAGAAUGAUCUUUGA